This is a messenger RNA of Vigna unguiculata (cowpea), 788 nucleotides long. Its product is annotated as ATP-dependent Clp protease adapter protein CLPS1, chloroplastic-like. The record is from RefSeq and is a predicted model, not a curated record. Gene Ontology annotation, biological process: protein catabolic process; proteolysis. Lineage: Eukaryota; Viridiplantae; Streptophyta; Magnoliopsida; Fabales; Fabaceae.
UUUAUUUAUUGCAAUGAGAAAACCAACAAAACCCAAAGAAAAAAGAAACGAAAAAUCAAGAACUCCAACAAGGAAGAAGUAGAGCAAAAUGAAGAGUGCGAUUUGCGGGAGAAUUCUCUCUCCCAACCAUGUCUUCAAACCAGGGGAGGCACCUUCGUUUUGUAAAGGACCAUACUCCAAUAUUUGUGUACCCGUGGCCGUAUUGGUAACAGGAGCUGGUAAAGGAGCAGGGUUGCUUGAAAAGCCAGUUAUUGAGAAAGUCACCCCUGGCCGUGAGUCUGAAUUUGAUUUGAAGAAAUCACGGAAAACAGCACCACCAUAUCGUGUAAUAUUGCACAAUGACAACUUUAAUAAACGGGAAUAUGUUGUUCAAGUACUGAUGAAGGUCAUCCCUGGAAUGACCCUUGAUAAUGCAGUUAACAUCAUGCAAGAAGCGCACUACAAUGGAUUGUCAGUAGUGAUUAUCUGUGCACAAUCUGAUGCUGAAGAUCAUUGCAUGCAGCUGAGAGGCAAUGGGUUGCUCAGUUCCAUUGAACCUGCAGAUGGUGGCUGCUGAUGAACAGUUUCACUUUAAAUUUCCCUGAGUUUGAUGCUAUUGAAAGGUUAGAUGGAACUAUUAGCAGAUGUACAUAAGUUCCCAUGUUGAAGGCUUAGAGAAACCAGAAAAAAAAAAAAAAAAAAGACAUCUUUUGUAAAACAUGGCCUCAUGAUUAAAUGACCGAACCUAUGAUUAAGACAUGUGAUAGUUGUGAUUUUGAAUAAAGAUUUGCACAACAUAUGAAAACUAA